UGACGGCGUUGCCCAACUUCAAGAUGGCGGCGACACGGCUUCGUCCGCCCAUUAGGAAGUGGGCGGAAGCAUGCAGCGGGCUGCGACGUGGGGCUGGCGGUUGGCGCGGCUGGUCCGAACCUCGGGCAAGAGCACCGGGCCAGGUUCACAUCAGGGAUGCAUCCGAGACAGUUUUGGGAAGAGGCGGCCGUGGUCCGGUCCGGCGGGCGGCCGGCGGUGCUGGCAGCGCCCACUGAGUUCGGGGCCAGAUUCCGGGCCCGGUUCUGCGGCUGAACUGGGCCGAGUUCAGGCCUCUCACUACCAGCUGGUCUACACCUGCAAGGUCUGUUGGACAAGGUCAACUAAAAAGAUCUCCAAGCUUGCCUAUCAUAAAGGUGUGGUGAUUGUAACGUGUCCCAGCUGCCAGAACCACCAUAUCAUUGCUGACAACCUGGGCUGGUUCUCAGACCUGGAAGGGAAGAAGAACAUUGAAGAAAUCCUGGCAGCUCGAGGAGAGAAGGUGAGGCGAGUGACGGGGGAAGAGAUUCUCGAAAUUGUUUCAGAGGCUGAAGCUGGACCGCAAUCUUCUCCCUCAGAGGGGGAAAGCAGUUCUGAUCCUACAGAUGCCACAAAAAAGGACCCAGCCUGAUUCAGAUGAAAUGUGGAUUUCCCCCCUGCUUUUUCCAUUUUAUCUUUGUGCUGAAAAAUAAAAGAGAUUUUGCCUUUGUUUUUAUAAACAAAAAUGAAUCAUCUUCAAAA
Messenger RNA from Antechinus flavipes (yellow-footed antechinus), 738 nucleotides. It is a transcript of the gene DNLZ, whose product is annotated as DNL-type zinc finger. Bases 71 to 628 code for a protein of 185 amino acids. The record is from RefSeq and is a predicted model, not a curated record. Gene Ontology annotation, molecular function: protein-folding chaperone binding; zinc ion binding. Gene Ontology annotation, cellular component: mitochondrion. Gene Ontology annotation, biological process: protein import into mitochondrial matrix; protein folding; protein stabilization. The transcript is spliced from 3 exons. Lineage: Eukaryota; Metazoa; Chordata; Mammalia; Dasyuromorphia; Dasyuridae.